Messenger RNA from Diaporthe amygdali, 2985 nucleotides. RefSeq lists its product as uncharacterized. Lineage: Eukaryota; Fungi; Ascomycota; Sordariomycetes; Diaporthales; Diaporthaceae. Gene Ontology annotation, cellular component: plasma membrane. Gene Ontology annotation, biological process: actin cytoskeleton organization. Gene Ontology annotation, molecular function: protein binding. The transcript is spliced from 3 exons. The record is from RefSeq and is a predicted model, not a curated record. Bases 1 to 2985 code for a protein of 994 amino acids.
AUGGCGACAUCGGCAGCGAGGCCCGAGGUGGGCGAUAUCCUGCUCGUCAUCCAUGACUUCACUGCCCGAAGCUCCGAUGAACUGACCCUGGCAAAGGGUGACCGCGUUGAAUUGGUCGAGAGGGACGACGAGUUCGGCGAUGGGUGGUUCCUGGGCAAACAUUUGGUCAACGGCAACAGUGGCCUGUUUCCAGAAGUCUAUACCCGUCCAGCUCCUAGCAAUAGCAACGCCGUCAAGCCCGCUCCACACAUUACUGCGACGUCGUCGCAGCCGCAACAGCAACAGCAACUACAGCCGCAACCACAACCUCAACCACAGGCCCCGCCAGUUCAGCCUGUCGAAGCUCCUACACCGGUGCAAGUCCAAUCGCCGCCACAGCCAGCCGCUCCGGCAGCCGAACCAGCAGGAGCUGCUCUGUCACCGCCGCCUGAGUUGAAGGCUGCAAACAGCCCAGUGACGCUGCCGUUGUCUUCAUAUAGUGCACCCACUUCUGCCACCAUCCAAAGUAAGAGUCCUCCAGUCUCAGCUGGAUUCUCGCGCUUCAACCAGGGCCAAGACAACCACGUUCUCCACGAAACCCUCAACGUCAUUGACGAGCACAUUGACGACCUUCGAUCUACCCCAAGACAUGGCAGUGUCUCGCGGCAUGCCAACGAUUCUGGAAGUGAAUACAGCUCAUCAAACAUAGACCACCGGCUAUCCUACAUCGCAGGGGAGGAGACAGACGAAGAGGAGGACGGCGCACACUCUCGCUCCGAGGUUGAGUCUUGGACACCCGACGAGGUCGCCGAGUACCUCUUUACUUCCGGGGUGGAGAAGCACCAUUGCGAGGUAUUUCGGGAUCAGGAGAUUACUGGGGAGGUGCUUUUGGGUAUGGAUCAAACAUCACUCUUCAUCAAGGCCUUCGAUCUCGGCUCCGUAGGUCGGAGGCUGAAGACCUGGCAGAAGGUCAAGGCAUUACAAGACGAGGUCAAUGGGCUCUUUUCACGUCCUACUACGCAGACGUACGGCAGCGAAGCAGGGUCGGAUGUUGGCAGACGGAGCAGGAGCAGGAACAACACCAUCACCUCCAUCAGCAGGCUUCCACCGAUCGAUGAUCGGCCCAUGUCACAACAGAAACGGAGGUCUGUCGCAACGACGCCCAAGCUCGAGCCUGCGGGCAUGCCCGGAUCUCCCGUGUCACCAAGAACACUUCUGGACAGCCCUUCCCGACCAAACCACGAGAAGCGUCCCUCUGCCGCAUCAAUCCGCGAUCUGCAUCAUUCUAGGAGACAUUCGUCGACGGAUUUCCGGCUUCCAGGGACGAGCCUCAACAGCGCUGGUCCUACGCCAAAGUUGAUGCCCAGUGGUUCAUUCCCUCUACAGGAAUCAGCCCAUAAGAAACAGCCGUCCUUCGACCGGAACUGGACACUCGGAGGCGCCGCCGCUGUUCCCAGGCCCGUGUCUGGCUCCAACUUCCUCUCUGCUGAUUCUGAAUUGCAGGAUUCUGCCGUUGAUCUCGACCGCGGCUAUUUCUCUAGUGCAGAAGGCGGCAGCAGAAAUCGAAACGUGCUUAAGAAGCGCGACAGCACAGCGUCACACUCACGCAAUACAAGCUACACGGAAGAGCAGAGGGUCAGGAGCGCAACCACCAUGGCCCGCCACUCAAGGUUUGGUAGUAUUGGCUCGAUACGAGGUGAGCCCCUGUCGCCUGCUGCUCAGAAGUACUACGGCGCGCCGGCUGCGAAUGGGAGUCAUAGGAGGACCCUCUCGACAAACACAACUGAGUCUCUGCGCCCUGCGGUACCAAGCAAAGAUAGUCCUCCGACAGUCACAAAGCUUGACACCGCAUCCGCAGACAACCUCCGCCCCUCGCCGUCUCUACCGGUCUCACCUGCUCACCGUCAAGCCCUAGCCAACGACUUGAUGCAGAAACCACUCAAGACUAGUGGAGUGAGAGCCAUAUCCGAUGCGGUCACUGGACAGGAGCGCGCAAAGAUUGCACCAGCUCUCGACUCACCGCUACGAGACUCGCCGAUGCAGUCUCCCUCUAGAACAGGUUCUAGUACGCCUUCAAUGGGGCCAAGCCUCGAACUAGAAUCUCCUGAUGUCUCGAAGAGUCCAGGCACUCUGGCUACUGUAGGAAGCCGCGGUAGCAAGAAGAAGGGCAAGAAAGAGACAAGUGCAUACACGCGUGGCUUGCUGAAGGUCUCACCACGCGAUGCAAUGGUGGACGCAGACUACAGCGGCUGGAUGAAAAAGAAGAGCAACGGCCUCAUGACAACAUGGAAGCCAAGACUGUUUGUUCUCAAGGGCAGACGUCUCGCAUACUACUACUCGGAGGACGACGAACAGGAAAAGGGCCUCAUCGACAUAUCCUUCCACAGGGUUCUGCCAGCCGACAAUGAGAGGCUGACGGGCCUCCAUGCAACGCUCACAGGAGCAUCAAACUCUCCUGCAGUCCCCGUCAACAGCAACGUACAGACGAUAGCUGCCACCGAGGCUGAUGCAGACCCGACAGCAGCGUCCGACUCUAUAUUCAUCUUCAAGCUAGUUCCUCCCAGGGCAGGUCUUUCUCGUGCUGUCAAUUUCACCAAACCAACCGUUCACUACUUUGCUGUGCCAAAUAUCAAGCAGGGUCGGCUCUGGAUGGCAGCUCUUAUGAAGGCGACCAUCGACAGAGAUGACCAACAGCCGAUAGUUACUAGCUACCAGCAAAAGACCAUCUCUCUCGCAAAAGCUCGUCAAAUGCGCCACAGGCCACCUGCGCUCAUGAAUCUGGAUGAAAAGAUGGAGGCUGGCGAAGACGAGUCGCCAGACCCCAGCAAGAGCGUAGACGGUGGCGGUUUGGGCAUCUAUAAUGGCAAUGGCAACGGUGAGGACAGCGCAGUUGCCGGGCUUGAGAAGCUUGGUCUGUCCAAAGUGGAGAGUGUUGGGAGCAGGAGAGCCUUCCCUUUUAUUGGAAACGGUGAGGUCUCGCCGGCGAACUUGCCUCAGAGUGCGUAG